UCUUCAUUAGGGUAUUGCAGACCGCUAUAUGUCAACACACAGGUUAAUGAAUACGGCCAAAAGUAAGCAACUCUGACAAGCACAUGAGAGCGGAUGAUCAGCGAUCGCCACCGUCGUUGGGGUCUGAGCUCUGCGCUUCCCUCUACUCGUCCGCAAGUAAGCAACAAGAAAUCAGUUUAGAAUUAUUCGUGGCGGCAUAAAGUCAAACAUUUUUUAUAUGUGAUUUGGUGCGCAUUAAAUCGCUUAAACGAUACGCACAUGGUAAUUGCUGUGCUCCAACAACAUUGAAUGAAAUCCUAAUAGUUCGCCCGACGUUCGCGUAACGCAUGUUUGACCUAAGUAGACAAGAGGCUGCAAACCGGAAACCGUAGGCAGUGCGUCAAGGCUAACAAGCGCGUUCAUACAAUAAAUCAAUAAUCAACUAUCUACAAGUGGCAUUGAAAAUGGCAACAGCUGAGAUCAGUGUAGGUACGACAGGUGGCACUACAUACGCCGCUGAAUUACAAUUAACGGAGACAGAAUCUAUUAAAGAGCAAAAUAAUACAAAAACGAACACAUUGGACGUCGCCGCCGAGCCAGAAACUGGAUUAACACAUGAGUGCGGUGUUUUCGGCGCCAUCGCCUGUGGCGACUGGCCAACACAAAUUGAUGUGGCGCACGUGAUUUGUUUGGGUUUGGUAGCAUUACAACAUCGCGGUCAAGAAUCGGCUGGUAUUGUGACAAGCGAAGGCAAAUGCUCAAGGAAUUUUAAUACACACAAGGGAAUGGGCAUGAUAAGUACCCUCUUUAACGAUGAGUCCAUCAAGAAGCUCAAGGGCAAUCUUGGCAUCGGCCACACACGUUAUUCCACCUCUGCUGCCUCCGAGGUAGUCAAUUGCCAACCUUUUGUAGUACAUACACUGCAUGGCGCCAUUGCUGUAGCACACAAUGGCGAACUGGUAAAUUCUGAAUCGCUUAGGAGGGAUUUACUGAGUCGUGGCGUGGGUUUAUCUACACACAGCGAUAGUGAAUUGAUUGGACAGUCGCUAUGUUUGCCGCCUGAAGGUGUCUCAGAACUAGAUGGCCCAGACUGGCCGGCGCGCAUACGAAACUUUAUGCAAUUAGCGCCACUCUCAUACUCACUUGUUAUGAUGUUUAAAGAUAAGAUUUAUGCGGCGCGUGAUCCAUAUGGUAAUCGACCACUUUGCAUCGGAAAAAUUAUGCCCAUUAAUGGUGAUUCGAAUGCUAAGAUUGAGGAUGUAUCCGCCGAUGGUUGGGUGGUGUCGAGUGAAAGUUGUGGUUUCUUGUCAAUUGGGGCGCGAUAUGUGCGUGAAGUUGAACCGGGUGAAAUAGUGGAAUUGACGCGCAACGGCUUCCGCAUUAUUGAUGUUGUCAAACUUCCUGAAUAUAAGCGUAUAGCUUUCUGCAUUUUCGAAUAUGUUUACUUUGCGCGCGGCGAUUCGAUAUUCGAGGGACAAAUGGUAUAUUCGGUGCGCAUGCAGUGUGGUAAGCAAUUGGCACGAGAGGCUUUAAUCGAUGCAGAUAUAGUUAGUUCUGUACCGGAAUCGGGUACAGCGGCGGCGCAUGGCUAUGCUAGAGAGUCCGGAUUGCCAUUCGCUGAGGUACUCUGUAAGAACCGGUACGUGGGUCGCACAUUCAUUCAGCCAUCGACACGUUUGCGCAAAUUGGGUGUUGCUAAGAAGUUUGGCGCGCUUUCCGAAAAUGUGGCUGGCAAGCGGCUUGUCUUGAUCGAUGAUUCAAUUGUACGUGGUAACACCAUCGGACCGAUUAUCAAAUUGUUGCGCGAUGCUGGAGCAGCAGAAGUACACAUACGCAUAGCCAGUCCACCGCUGCAAUAUCCAUGUUACAUGGGUAUUAAUAUUCCCACACGCGAAGAACUUAUUGCCAACAAAUUGAAUGCAGAGCAAUUGGCUCGUCAUGUGGGCGCUGACAGCUUGGCAUAUUUAAGUGUAGAGGGUCUAGUGAAGGCAGUGGAAAUGAACAAAAAGGCUUCGAAUCCGAAUAAAAGUGGGCAUUGCACGGCUUGCUUGACCGGAGAGUAUCCUGGUGGGCUCCCGGAAGAAUUGAGUUGGUAAAUGUAAGACAUAUGGAGAAAGCAGCAUCGACAACUGAAUUAUUAUAUUACAACUAAAUUAUAUUGUUGUUCGUUUAAAAUCUCAGACG
Molecule: messenger RNA, 2163 nt
Organism: Zeugodacus cucurbitae (melon fly)
Lineage: Eukaryota; Metazoa; Arthropoda; Insecta; Diptera; Tephritidae
Product: amidophosphoribosyltransferase
Exons: 2
Coding region: 444-2075 (543 amino acids)
Biological process (GO): purine nucleotide biosynthetic process; purine nucleobase biosynthetic process
Molecular function (GO): amidophosphoribosyltransferase activity
Source: RefSeq, a predicted model, not a curated record